AUGGAAGUCGCCAAGCAGAAGGUCGGAUCGUGUCACGAUGGAAUCUACAAGCAACAUGAAUCUCCUUCUUGGUUGAUCAACACUCGUAAAUACGGGAUGCCGUCUUUGGUGGAGCGAUCGCCUGAUGGAGGUUAUACCAUUCCUCAACUUUAUGAUGAUGGCUAUGUAACCACGUCCAAUAAGAGCAGUCCUAACAAGGAGAUUCACGCUUUGAAGAAGUGCUGGCCUGGGUCGCCAACUUUUGUGUCAGAACAUGAUGGACUUCCAAUGAGCCCAACGCUUAAAAGCCAAUAUUGCUUCAACGCUUUUAUCUCGAAUCAAGGACAACUCAAAGAGACUGUGGCUCCGACCGUUAAUCAUAUUUUCAACGACUACUAUGCUCUUCUUGGUGGCGCUGACAACUCGUUUGGCCCACAAAAGCAGAGCUCACAUAACGAAGUAUUCGCUCGCAAAGUUUUUAUUGGAGGAUUGCCUAUUGAUGUUCAAGAAGCGGACAUUUACAAUACAUUUCGUCACUUUGGCAAGUUGGUUAUUGAUUGGCCACGACGUUCUGCGAAGGAAACUAUCGUUGCAGCAAAUGCUCGAACAAUCAAUUGGCUCGUCCAUCUCAUCACGAAGUUGCUCGCAACGGAUUUUCUGGACACCAUGGUUCUCGCUCACGUCAUCAUCGCUAUUUCUAAUUUGUCAACAUGGAAAACCAUU
Mesorhabditis belari is the source of this 702-nucleotide messenger RNA. The record is from the annotation of a GenBank genome assembly. NCBI's taxonomy places the organism in Eukaryota, Metazoa, Nematoda, Chromadorea, Rhabditida, Rhabditidae.